AUGGCUGCGGAAGCUAAGGUCACACUCCCCACUGGGAAUGAUCCUACCCUUUCUUUGGAGCAAAACGCCUUAACGUAUAACAACGCCGCAGAGGAACAAACCCCGCCAGAAUCUUCUGCCCAGGACGAAACGGAUGAUGACUACUACGAUGAUAUCUUUGCGGAUGAGGAUCUUGGCGAAGAUGAUUUCAUGUUCUCCAACCCCUCAGAUCUUACACAAUCUUACAACAGACAGCGUCGACUGAAAGGAGUAUUAUCAAAUCCAAAUGCCCCUCUAUCAACAUAUCCCAAAAGCAACCCCCAGAAACCAACGGUGAACACACAAGCCAAUGUCGACGAUCAGAUCUCCUCUCUCGCGCGACAUGCGUCAAAGAUACGUCUCGAUAACCUCCAGUCAGGCCUGGGGGGGAAGGGAAACAGGGGGAUGGACAAAAGUGACCGUGCAACAUCAGAGCAGGUGCUCGAUCCCAGAACCCGGAUGAUCCUUCUACAGAUGAUCAACAGGAAUGUGGUAUCUGAAGUCAACGGGUGUCUUUCCACGGGCAAAGAAGCCAAUGUCUACCACUCCGUGUCUUAUCCAGAAGACGGCGGCGAGCCACUCCAACGGGCCAUUAAAGUCUACAAGACUAGCAUCUUGGUUUUCAAGGACAGAGACAAGUACGUCACCGGGGAGUUUAGGUUUAGGCAAGGAUAUAAUAAAUCCAACAACCGGGCGAUGGUGAAAGUAUGGGCAGAAAAAGAGAUGCGAAAUCUCAAACGUCUCUACAACGCAGGAAUCCCAUGCCCAGAACCCAUCUACCUUCGACUUCACGUCUUAGCCAUGAGCUUUCUGGGAAACUCUAAGGGGUUCGCAGCCCCGCGAUUAAAGGACGUGGAGCUUCCCGGACCAAACCCUGAAGAGCAGUGGCGAGCCCACUACAUCGAACUCCUAGGCUAUAUGCGCACAAUGUAUCAGGAAUGUCGAUUAGUGCACGCAGAUCUAAGCGAGUACAAUAUCCUCUACCACAAAAGUAAACUCUACAUCAUCGACGUCAGCCAGAGCGUUGAACAUGACCACCCCCGCAGCUUGGAGUUCCUCCGCAUGGAUAUCAAGAACGUCACAGACUUUUUCCGACGAAAAGGAAUACACACUCUUUCAGAGAGAGUUGUAUAUGGAUUUAUAACAGCUGCCGACGGACCAAAAGCUACCCCCGGAUCCAGCGAGAUGGCAGAUGCGGUGGAGAAAUUGUUCGCAUCGAAGGAUGCAGGCGAGGAGAAAGGUGAUGCCAGUGCGAAUAGCGACGAAGUCGACGCUGCAGUUUUCCGGCAGCAAUAUAUUCCCCAGACUCUCGAGCAGGUGUACGAUGUCGAGCGUGACGUGGAGAAGCUUUGCCAGGGGCAGGGGCAGGACUUGGUAUAUCGUGAAUUAUUGGCGCAUGAGGGUGAUACGACUGCCACUACCAGUCCAUCCCACGGUGUUGUUGGUGAUGGAGAAGCAGACGAGGAGGGGUCAGAUGAAUCUGGCAGUGUUUCUCCAUCGGAUGGAGGCUCGGAAGCGGGUUCUCAGGCUGACGAGAAGGAUCCAUUCGCUAAGAAACCUCCGCGGGGAAAGCGGUUUGUGGACAGAGAUGCCAAGAGAGAUCAUAAACGGCUUGUGAAGGAGGAGAAGCGUGAGCAGCGGACGAAGAAAAUGCCGAAGCAUGUUAAGAAGAAGCUCAUCAAUGCGUCGAAGAGGAAGUAG
Paracoccidioides brasiliensis Pb18 is the source of this 1719-nucleotide messenger RNA. RefSeq names its product protein kinase RIO1. Gene Ontology annotation, biological process: maturation of SSU-rRNA. Gene Ontology annotation, molecular function: ATP binding; protein serine/threonine kinase activity. The record is from RefSeq and is a predicted model, not a curated record. The transcript has a single exon. Gene Ontology annotation, cellular component: preribosome, small subunit precursor; cytosol. Bases 1 to 1719 code for a protein of 572 amino acids.